AUGUCAAUAAUCUUCAGAAAUGCGCGCAUCGUCACUGCAACACAGGAGUUGAUUGACGACAGUGUCUUGGUGGUGCAAAAAGGCAUCAUCUCAUAUCUCGGCCCAUACAAUGACCAAGUAAAGAAGCUUGAGGCAGAUGCCGAGAUCCAUGAUCUUCAGGGCCGGAUCCUUGGCCCAGGGUUCGUCGAUGGACACAUGCAUCUGCUCCUGCACGGUGCAUCAAUCCGAAAGAUUGGCUUGGAGCAUUGCAAGACUUUAGAGGACAUCCGUGCAGCGCUGAAAGCUGGCGCUGCAGAGCGGCCGAAUGUCCCAAGGCUUUUCGGUAGAGGCUAUAUGCAGCAUAUGACCCCUGGCGAGCCUACUGCGGCUAUGCUAGACGGUAUUGAUUCGCGGCCCAUCUACAUAAACAGCAAAGAUCUCCACUCUACGUGGUGUAACACUGCCGCGAUGGAUGAACUCAACGUUGGAGACACGCCAGACCCGAAGGGUGGUACUAUCCACCGGGAUGCCGAUGGCCAACCUACUGGUCUAAUGUCAGAAGCAGCUGCAAUCAACAUAGUUUGGCCUCACAUGAACAAGAUCACGCCAUACGAAGAGAAGCUAGAUCAAGUGCACGCUGCCAUCAAGUCAUACUCAAGUACUGGCUAUACGGGCUUGGUCGAGCUGGCUACCGACGACGAGAUCUGGUCACUCAUGAUGAAGCUCCACGAAGAAAAAGCACCCAUCCGCAUGGCCGCCCACUGGCUCGUCGCGCCCUCCGAGAAUCUUGACGACUCCCUGGCACAAGUCGACCGCGCUGUAGAGCUACACAAGCAGUACAACCUCACCAGCUCUCCCGACUGCCGCAUUGCUGGUAUCAAGCUCAUCCUCGACGGCAUCGUCGAUGCCUGCACUGCGGCACUCUCUAAACCUUACACCUCUAAUGCAGCCCAUCCGGACACGUUCUGGACCGCUGAGCAUCUCCGCGCUGUGGUUCGCAAGGCCGAUGAGGCUGGCCUCCAGUGUGCUCUGCACGCUAUUGGCGAUCGAGCCGUAACCCUCGCUGUCGACACACUUGAAGCUUGCGGCUCGCCCGGCCGUCGCCACCGCAUCGAGCACCUGGAGCUCACAUCUCCAGGUGACGCCGCGCGCCUUGGCAAGCUCGGCAUUACUGCUUCGAUCCAGCCUGUUCACGCUGAUCCUUGUGUCUUGCGUGCCUGGCCUACCAUUCUCGGCACUGAGCGUUGCGGACGCGCCUUUGCAUACAAGGAGUUCCACGAUGGUGGCGCAACGAUUGCCAUUGGUACAGAUGCACCGACAGCACCGACGCAUCCGUUGCAGAACAUGUAUGUUGCGACGACGCGCAAGUCAGCCAGGGAGCCGGAGGCGGGCGAUCUCAACGCAGUAAACCAGAACUUCGCGCUGCCUUUGGCGGUCGCAAUGGCGGGUGCGGCGGAGGGAGCAGCGAAGAGCUGUUUUGCGGAGAAGAGGGUGGGGACACUGGAGGUAGGCAAGUGCGCGGACUUUGUUGUGCUGGGUAUGGAGUGGAAUCACGAGAGGCUAUUGGAGGCGCAAGUUAGGGAGACAUGGUUCGGUGGUCGGAGGGUAUACAAGAAGAGCUGA
This is a messenger RNA of Cyphellophora europaea CBS 101466, 1602 nucleotides long. RefSeq lists its product as uncharacterized. The transcript has a single exon. Bases 1 to 1602 code for a protein of 533 amino acids. The record is from RefSeq and is a predicted model, not a curated record. NCBI's taxonomy places the organism in Eukaryota, Fungi, Ascomycota, Eurotiomycetes, Chaetothyriales, Cyphellophoraceae. Gene Ontology annotation, molecular function: hydrolase activity, acting on carbon-nitrogen (but not peptide) bonds.